AGCGCAUAAACGUACUUUAAAUAUAUGUUUAUGUGCUGUUAAAAAUUGUAACGAUGUCUUCCUCUUACUAUGAUUAUUACGACGGCAGUAAAAUAUUUUCAUUCUUAUCCAAUAGAAUAGGUCUUCCAAUUGAUCUAGUUAAUUUUUUGAUAGCACAAAUAGCUGCACUAUGCCUGGCAAGACUAUUUCGGAAACCAUUGCGACUUGCUUCACCAGAAUUUCGUCAUAUGGUGUGCCUUUUUAUAGGUUUGCUUAUGGGAUAUUUCUGCUUUGGAAAGCAAGCCAUACAUUUGUCCGUUCUUCCAAUGUUAACAUAUGUUUUACUCAAAACUGUCCAACAACAUUUAAUGGGAAACGUUGUAUUAGCUGCCUCCAUGUUGUACCUAUCUUGUAUACACCUACAUCGUCAAAUUUACCACACCGCAGACUACUCACUUGACAUAACAGGGCCUUUGAUGGUGAUAACACAAAGGGUGACGUCAUUGGCUUACUCAUUGCAAGAUAGUAUUAUGUCUAGGAAAGAAAUAAAUUCCAACACUACGGAACGUUUGAAUAAAGACGAAAAUAGAAUCGACAAGAUACCCUCGCCUCUCGAAUAUUUCGCUUAUACGUUAGCUUUUCAAACGCUGAUGUGUGGACCUGUCGUGUUCUAUCCUGAUUAUAUCAGCUUUAUUGAAGGAGCUCGUGUCGAUGGGGCGCAAAAAGAUAAAACGAGUGGAACUGAACCUUCACCCCGUCGCGCUGUUAUGUACAAAGUGGCUGGUUCUGUAGCGGCUGCUUUUCUCUAUUUGUCUCUGGCACAGAAAUACUCCAUAAAGGUUUUGGAAGGUUUAGUUGAUCCAACAUCGGAAGAACGGUCAUGGUCUGCGUUAUAUCUGCUAUGGUACGCUUAUCUAUCGACCCUGGUAGUCAGGUGCAAGUACUAUCACGCUUGGCUUCUCUCCGAAGCUAUUUGCAACAACUCCGGCAUGGGUUUCAAUGGUUACGAUAAUGAUGGCACGCCGAAAUGGGACAAAAUGUCGAACAUUGACGUUUUUGGAUUUGAGUUUGCGCAAAACUUCCGCACCGCGAUCGCGAGCUGGAACAAGAACACGAACGCGUGGCUGCGCAGCGUCGCGUACGAGCGCGGCGGCGCGGCGUGGCGCACGGCGCGCGUGUACGCGCUCUCGGCCGUGUGGCACGGCUUUCACCCGGGCUACUACCUCACAUUCUUUGCGGGUGGGCUCUUCACUGUUGCGGCUAAGAAGGUUCGUACAUUCGCUCGUCCGUUGUUCUUAGACAGCCGCCCGAAAAAAAUAUUCUAUGACUCGCUCUCGUUUUUAACGACACGAAUUGCGAUGACAUAUGCCACCGUGCCAUUUGUAUUACUGCAUCUAUCGCCAAGCCUUGCGUUUUAUGGGUAAGCACGAAAUUUACUUUACUCA
Zerene cesonia (dogface butterfly) is the source of this 1424-nucleotide messenger RNA. It is a transcript of the gene oys, whose product is annotated as lysophospholipid acyltransferase 2. Gene Ontology annotation, biological process: lipid modification. Lineage: Eukaryota; Metazoa; Arthropoda; Insecta; Lepidoptera; Pieridae. Gene Ontology annotation, cellular component: membrane. Gene Ontology annotation, molecular function: acyltransferase activity. The transcript is spliced from 9 exons. Bases 54 to 1403 code for a protein of 449 amino acids. The record is from RefSeq and is a predicted model, not a curated record.